This is a messenger RNA of Prorocentrum cordatum, 352 nucleotides long. The record is from the annotation of a GenBank genome assembly. Lineage: Eukaryota; Dinophyceae; Prorocentrales; Prorocentraceae.
AUGCGGGGGCGGAUCUUGGGGAUUCUUCUCGGAAUCCCAAACAGCACCACGAUGGAGCCGUGGAUCCACGUCAACCAGCUGAGGCGCCACUCGGACGUUUUGCCAACCUGGGACCCGAGGCUCGCCGCGGACGCUGGCAUCCUGCACUUCGCCGCGGGUGCCGCCCUCGACGUCGGCGCGUCCGCGGGAUUCCAGGCCUGGCCGCACACCUACUGCGCGGCGCCAGUGGUCGACAACUCGACCGGCGAUGCCGGCGAUGCCGACCCCGUCGGGUUCUUCGCGGUGGGCGUGGACUGCUGUGACAGGCGCGGCGGUUUCACGUGCGACGGGGCCGAGGACCACCAGACGUGCG